Fonsecaea nubica is the source of this 1173-nucleotide messenger RNA. RefSeq lists its product as hypothetical. The record is from RefSeq and is a predicted model, not a curated record. The transcript is spliced from 2 exons. Bases 1 to 1173 code for a protein of 390 amino acids. NCBI's taxonomy places the organism in Eukaryota, Fungi, Ascomycota, Eurotiomycetes, Chaetothyriales, Herpotrichiellaceae.
AUGGCGCUUACAGUCUCAAAAGCCCUGCUGAUUCUGUUGUCCCUGGCCGGUUUCUGGACGCUCUGGGGGUUUCCAUAUCAGAAUGGCCUCCUCAAGAUCUUAAGCCAGCAAUCAGAGCCGGGCGCCGUUAUUCCCGGCCCAACCUCAGCUCCCAUGAAGCAGACCUACACCGGCAUUGGCCCGAUCGAUAAACAACUGACGGUCUUGGUCAGCUUCUUCUACACUGCCAUUGACGGUAACCGCGCAGAUGUGUCGCUGUCUUUCCUCUACCUGGGCGGUCAAGUUCUUGCCGCAUGGGUCUUAAUCAUGGUGGAGGGACUCCGAAACGGCAAUCGAGGCAGUUUCCUGCUCACCGCAACAACACUGCUUGGCCUGGGGGUUGCCAUUGUAGGCUAUGCUUGCGUCGCACCGUUGUGGUUUGCUCUGCACCUAUGGACGUCGCCCACCGUGUCCAAACCCAAGGACUAUCAACUUUACGUUGACGUACCAAUCAAAAUCGCCAUUGCACCCAUCAGCAUCCUCGUGGGGUUCGGGCUUCCGUCCCUGCUAAUGUGCCUUCCAGCUCCAACGAUAGUGUCAUUUGAGACGAAGCAAACGUGGACGGGGAUCCAGCAGGGUUGGUCGAUUUGGAUUGGUUUGACACAAUUGAUCCUGACCACUCUGGCCCUGAACGUUGACCAACGGGCCUCCAUUCUGACCGAGAAUGAUAAGCGAUCAAAGAGUGCCAGGUACCUCCGACUUGCAUAUGCAUUCGCAAUCAUGUCAUCGGCGGGUUCUCAUCUGGCGGCGCUGAGCUUGUCUAGCUUGGCUUACCUCUUUCCCGUUCUCUUCAGUUCCACCUAUCUGCCGCAGCUUCAACCUGCUAGGAUCUUUGUUCCUGUUGUGCCCUUUGGACAGCCACAGGUCAAGGUGCUCGCAGACGGUGCGCUGUGGUUCCUUCAGUGGGACAUCGUUGUCGGGGUCUCAGCCUCGCUUCUGUGGGGUUUGACCCUACGAGAUGCAGGUAGAAACGGGAAGGCUACCGUUGGGCAGGCAUUUUUCAGUCUCAUCAAGACCAUUGUAACUGCGGGCUUGCUUGGUCCGUGUGGCGCUGCUGCUGUUGCCGUCUGGACUCGUGAUGAAUUAAUUUUGGGGAGAUCUAAUGCUGGGGAAAAGAAAGACAAGGGGAUCUGA